UUAGGUAGUUAUCUAGAUUGCUAGUUUUGGAACAGAACUACUUAUUGCUGCUUUAACAUAACAUAGGCUACCCAAGGGCGAGGAGUAGCCUAUGUACUUCAACAACAAACCUGUACUGAUCUCGCUAAAUGAGAUUUAAUGUUAUUUGGUAAGUCGAAAAUCGUAAACUCAUAAAAUGGUAGAAUAGGCAGGAAUUAACUUCGUUACCUAUCGACCAAAUGCAGUCUUCCAAAAAUCUAUUUCUGCAGAAGAAAGCCUGUAUAAUUUAUAACAUAUCGUUACUAAAAUAGAAAUAUCGCCCAAACCGCUCGUUUUCUGAUUGGUUACUUUGAUUAAAUCAGGGAUAAUUAGGAAAACUGACACACCUGCAGAAAGUAUGUUUUUUUUUUUUUUUUGCCAGUACAUUUAUAUUGAAGUUUAUCUCUAAUUAGUUCAUGUGUUUGCCUUAAAAGGUAAAAUUACCUUAUAGUAAAGGAAAAGGAGAGAGAUGGGGAAAAUAACUUAGAUGUAUAUUGGUGUCAUAUUGUCGUACAGCCCAUCUGAAACACAACUGCACAAUCUACGUGGAGGUGUGCGUCAAAUGUUUGCGUGCUCGUGUAGGCUCGGCUACUCUCAGCCAACUGCACCAAAGCCACUUCACAUCCAGGCUUUACACUAGCAGCAACGGAACUACUCGUCUUCAGCCUUCGUUUUUCCCUGCAUGAGGAAUAAUUGCUUUAAACAUAUUUUCCAACUGGAAUGAAAUGGAGGACAUUUCGUUUGAUGAAACAGAGCUUUAUUAUUCAUGCCACUGUCUCGAAAACUCUUAAGACUUUAGGAUAGGAUAUCCCCACUGUAGAUUCAGGCAACCACGGAUGAGACCAUGGAUGCUCCAGUGAAUUCUGAGAAAUCACAUCUUAUGAAUGAGAAGAAUGCCAAAAUGUAUUCACUAAAACUGAAAAGUGAAUUUCCUGAUUCCAAAGACGGCUAUCCCAGCAUGCCCUUGGAGAACGGUGACGCGGUCGGGGCCAUCGAGCUGAGGCAGCCCGUGCGCGCCCAUUGUCAUGGCCACAAAGCAUCCGGAGGGGAGAGCGGCGAGAGGCUGCUGGCUCAGAAGAAGCUCUACAUCGCUUCCAUAGUCUGCCUGGUGUUUAUGAUAGGAGAGGUGAUAGGUGGCUAUCUAGCUCACAGUCUGGCCAUCAUGACAGAUGCUGCUCACCUCCUGACAGACUUUGGCAGCAUGAUGGUCAGCAUCUUCUCUCUGUGGGUCUCAACCAGGCCGCCUACAAAGACAAUGAAUUUUGGCUGGCAUCGGUCAGAGAUCAUGGGAGCUCUGGUGUCCGUGCUGUCCAUCUGGAUUGUGACGGGGGUUCUGGUGUACCUGGCCAUUGACAGGAUCGUCAGGAAUGACUAUGAGAUCGAGAGCCACGUAAUGCUACUCACCUCGGGCUGUGCUGUGGUGGUCAACAUCAUUAUGGCCUACAUCCUGCACCACUCCACCACCUUCCAUGCCCACGGCGCCGGCUACCACAAGAUUGAUGAGAACGGCGUCAGUCUGAGCCCCGUGGCCCACGGUCACUCCCAUGGCCUGCUGGGUGGCCACAGCAACGCCAGCGUGCGGGCUGCCUUCAUCCACGUGCUGGGGGACCUCCUGCAGAGUGUGGGGGUCAUGGUGGCUGCCAUCAUUAUCUACUUCCGGCCUGAAUACAAAAUAGCCGACCCUAUUUGCACCUUCCUGUUCUCUGUGUUCGUGCUGGCAACUACAAUCACAAUCAUGAGAGAUGUUUUUCAGAUACUCAUGGAAGGGGCGCCAAAAAGCAUUGAGUUUAACUCUGUUAAGGAGGUGCUGCUGUCGCUGAAGUCAGUGAAGGCCAUGCAUAGCCUGCACCUCUGGGCUCUCACCUUAGGGCAGACACUACUGUCUGUCCACGUGGCCAUUGAGGAGAACGCCGACCCACAGGUGGUUCUGAGGGAGGCCACCGACCUCCUGCACACCAAGUUCGGCUUCUACAGCACCACCAUCCAGGUGGAGCCCUACUGCGAGGACAUGGUCCACUGCACCCAGUGCCAGGACCCCACGGACUGAUGGCCGCCGCCCUCCAGGCCAGCUGGAGAAGGUCGGUACAGAGAGGGGGCAGUCGAGAACACAUGCGCACAUUAAUGGCAUCACUGAGGCCUAACGCUGCAAACUUCAUGCGAUGCAGAGGGAUCCGAGAUGAAGGAUGGUGCUCAAAGCCAUCCUCCACAUGGAGAUCACUCAUAAUUAUGAUUUGGUACACACAGAAUACACUAUGAGCAAGUGGAGAUUCCGUGCUUCGUGCUUUCAUAUAAUUCCGCAAGUAGUCUGUUCACUUAUUGUUACAGAAUAUGAUUGAUGUCAUAUUUCAUAUUAAUUCAAUUAAUUGCAGCUAAGCAUAGAUGGAUGUGGAAAAUGGGAUAUCAAAACAUAAAGCAUUCUGCGACGUCCCUAAAAUGUAUACGAACAAAUGUAUACGAACCUCAUUGUAAUUGCCUGUCCAAACAUUCCUGGAGUGAGAGAGAUGGUAUCGACUAAAGAGAAAAUAAAGUUGGGUUUCCAGUGCCCUACAGUUAGGGUUAUUUCUCUCAAUUUGUGGGAUCAGUGACUGGGUUUGCCGGACUAAAGCUUUGUGGCUUCACAUGGAUGGGCCAAUAUGACGAGGGAUUGAAUUCUUCACUUAAUUUCAUCAAGUGCCAAGGUCGAGAGAUCGAACAAGUGCAUGUCGCAAUAAACCAGGAAGACUCUUAGAAGCAAACUAAAUAAUUAAUAAUAAUGAAAAACAUAAGACAACCAGACCCAUCAGAACAUAUAGUAUAAUAUAGAGAUAAGACUUCCCAGAUGAAUCCCAUUAAUCAAACUGGUCUUUUUAUUCAUAGCCCAGAGUGGCAUCUUCUCAACACUUCUCAGCACAACAGAGAUUAUUGUUUACAGCUGAAACAGACCAGAAUGUUAUUCAUUAUCCAGUUCACUGAUCAUACUGCUAAGAUAAUCGUAACUGAAGUGAAGCAUGCUUGGAUUGUUCUAUAUCAUUACAUGGAUAUCUUGGCAUGUCAGUGUUGUGGAUUUACACCGCUAUAGUCUGGUGGCUUAUCCACGCCAUAGCCCACAGUUGGUUUGUCCUAUCUGGUUAGUUGGCCAGCACACUGCCGUUACAACCUUCCAGCACUACAUUCCAGGAGUAUGACCAGAUCAACAUCGGUACGAGGUCUAUACAAGCCACUUCAGAGAUCUUUGUGACAUAUGCAUUACAUGCAAGGGAUCAGCAUAAAACAUAAAGUGACGUGGCUAUCAACUUCAAAGGAAUCAAAAGUGUUAACGAGGAACAGAAUGAAGUCAGGUGUACAGCCAUAGGAAGCAGAGACACUAAAAAAGCCAGACCCAUCAUCAGUGUUGUGUUUGAAUGUUUCAAUGUUUCUUGCAAACUAAGAAUUGUGGCUGAAAUUCAUUUAAAAAGGUUCACCGUUGCAUGGAUGGGUCUCCCUCAUUUAGCACAGUGAACAUCAUACAGCUAAGGCUGUAUCAAAAUGUCCUCAUACAAAUCUAUAUUUUGCCAACUUUGAUAAAAUGGAAGUAUAUUUUACAUGUAAAUAUAUCAUCAUUUGUAAAGCCACGUGAGAAACGAACAAAAAUAUCACUUCAGAGUAACCAACACCAUUUUUGCUAUAUUUUAUUUAAAAUUUUUAAUGGAUGUUUUGAGGAGGGAACUUGAACUUGUGGCGUGUGAACGGUGAAAGUAAGUGGAUAGCGAUGGCACGCAUAAGACAGUACUUUUAAUCUUGGGUUGUCAGUGGAUACCUGUCGAUAAUCACAAUAAGGUCUUAAAUCUUUAGUGUCAGCAAUACAAUCACUGCAGCCCAUAGCUGUGGAACACAAAUGAACAUUUUACUGCCAAACCGAGCCUCAUAUGAUUUCCCUUAAUCAAUAAACAAUAUGACCACUGAGGCCUAUAUGCCUUCUUUGUUAUUUUAAUAUUAGAUGUAUCUAAAAGAGAUUAUUCUUAAAAGCCAUGGGAGCUCAUAUAAUGGGAGGUAUAAUACAAAUAAUAACAAUAAUAACAAUAAUAGUAAUUAUAAUACUAAUAGAUAACAAAAAUAACUUUUAUUGCACCAAUUUACAGUCAGUUGGAGAGAAGCACGCACACCGUAUCACAGUUUGGUUCUUGGUUCUCACCACUAUGGUGAGAAUGGUUAAGAGUGGUGAGAGGGAGAGAUUUGGGCUGCCUACACACACACAGUCCUGGUACACAUCAACCUUAAUGUAACUGUCCUGUAACCUGUUUAUCUGUCCUGUGAUGUUUCCGAGUUCUAUGUUGUAACGGUCGUGUGAAAAUUCGGUAAAUGCUCUAAAAGCGACGUAUUUUCUGUGUAUAUUCACUUUGUGAAUGUGUAAAUAAAUUUGCUUACUGUUAACAAAUUAUCUGUAAACGUCGUGUAUAAAUGUUGUAUGGUGAUAAUGUGUGUAACAAUAUGAAAUCUCUGGCAACCAACAUGCUGUUUGAUAUUUCAUUUCUAUUUGUGUGGUGGGACUUUUGUAAAUUGCAAUAAAUGUGUGCAAACGGUAAAA
Molecule: messenger RNA, 4561 nt
Organism: Clupea harengus (Atlantic herring)
Lineage: Eukaryota; Metazoa; Chordata; Actinopteri; Clupeiformes; Clupeidae
Gene: slc30a2
Product: solute carrier family 30 member 2
Biological process (GO): zinc ion transmembrane transport; response to zinc ion
Cellular component (GO): plasma membrane
Molecular function (GO): zinc ion transmembrane transporter activity
Source: RefSeq, a predicted model, not a curated record